Messenger RNA from Symbiodinium sp. CCMP2592, 1704 nucleotides. The record is from the annotation of a GenBank genome assembly. Lineage: Eukaryota; Dinophyceae; Suessiales; Symbiodiniaceae.
AUGGAUGCCAACCUGCUGCUCUUCAAGAGACUUGACAUUGAAGAGUCGGCGCAUCCGGCCACUGCUGUGAUCUUCGUGGGCUCCUUGCUGACUCUCGAGUUCGGCGUGCUAAACUUGAUCGUGGCCGUCGUUGUCGACACGUUUGCAGAACUUCGAGAGCGUGAUGUGAUGAAUCGAGCCGAGGAGCUCGAAGCCGAAAUCGAGCAAGACCGUCGAUUUUUGCAGAGAAUCUUUGACCGAGCGGACGAGGAUGGGAGUGGUGAGCUCACAUUCGAGGAGCUGCUAGAGGGAGCCAGAAAUGAUCCCGAAUUUCAAAGCCGAUUGCGGGUGAUGGAUAUCGACGAGGCUGACCUCCAACAGCUUUUCAAAAUGAUCGACGUAGACGGCUCCGGCGCAGUAGAGAGAGACGAGUUCGUCCAGCCGCUCAGCAGAUGGGUGCACGAGUCCAAGACUGCCACCCGCUUCAUCAAGUACAACGUCGCGAAAGCUCUUCACGAAAAUGAAGAGUUGCGAGAGCAUACAAACUCCAAAUUUGAGCAGCUCAAUACCAACAUCAACCGGAUAGCAGUCUGUUUGGGGGUUCCACUUGCCGAAUCGUCAAGGUCGAUGAAAAGAUCUUCCACGAAGACUCUGCAAACCUUGAGUGGAGGGGGCUCGACCAAAGCUGACAAGGAUCCCUCCCCGGCGCUUCGCCGCAGUCCCACCUCGGAAGCUGUUGGCAGCCAAGCGCUCGGGCAUGCCAUCCCCACCAUAACGAAGCAGAAGUCGAUCGUGAAUCGUCUCGCGGCUAUGGAGGAGCAGCAGAGGACGUUCUUCAAAAGCUUACUGGGUACUGGCAGUGAGCAGGACUUGGCACUACCUCAGGCUCAACGUGCGAGCCAGAGUCAGAGCCAGUCCAUGACGAUGAGCACGCCGACGAGCUCCUUGUCCAUUCCGGGAUUUGCCCCCUCGCAAGACGCUCGGGGCAAGCCUGGGCGACCGGAAGGACCACCUCCCAGCAGUGAUGGCGACGAGGCGCCUGCGGUCCAGGACGUGGCGAACAAGAAGGAGAAGCCAGAGGGCUUAGCCAGCUUGCAGCUGGAAGAUCCAGAUGAGGUGGAUGCAGUGGAAGCCCGAUUGGAUUUUACUGGCUUCAAAGACUUCUACAACAAGCGCCGGCACAGCCUUCAGGACAGCGCUCCCAUAUCCCCGGACAGCAGCUCCGAAGACUUUGAAGGCAUGGACACAGAGUUCCUGCAUUCUCGCUCGAGUGUUCGCGAGAUGGACUCCGUGCUUCGAGGGACCAUGGAGGUCGUCGAAGAUUUGCUUCAAAGCGCGGCAUCGGCGGCCGUCACUCGCGCCGAGUACACCCUUCGGCUACGACUGGGCACGCUUAUGUCGGAGAUGAGUGGCGCUCCAGGCCGCGACCGCGCCUACAGCCAUCACAGCACUUUUGCCGCGAGGGGGACUCCGAAGGGGGAAGAAGCGAUGAGCCCAGCGCUGCUGCUGGGAACUCUAGGCCCAGACGAGCGGCCUCGAUGGCCAGCAAUGGCCCACCUGGAGGCGGUGGUCGAAGCCGACGAGUGUCCAGUGCCCCCGCCGAACCAGCGAGCAAGAAGUCUGGGUGAGCCUCCUCCGGAGCGUGGAAAGGAGCGUGGAAAAGGAGGGAAAAGAUCUCCAGCUGUGCAUGUGGACGUCGUUGAGAGCUAUCCGGUCCAGAUCUAA